UUGAAUUAUUAACAACUAUGGGAUCCAAAGCUGGAGAAAUACAAGGAAAUUCCUGUAGAAAUCCAAAGAAAUAUGGGAAAGGAAUGCGAGGAGAUUCGGCUUCACCUGAUAAUCAGAGUUUUGAAACCCGUUUCCACCGUUUAGUGGACAGCGAUAUGCUCAGUGAUUGUGAAUUUGUGCUCGGUUCGCAAAAAACUUCCAUCAAAGGUCACAAAGUGUUUUUUUCUGCCGCCAGUGAAGUUUUCCAUGCAAUGUUCUGUAGUGAUUUAAAGGAGACAAACCCUGUGCAUGUUGAAGAUUUGGAGCCGGAAGGAUUCAAAGCCAUGAAACAAUUCAUCUACACAGAGCUUCCGGUUCCCUGCGCCAGCCUUCAGUUCAAAUACAGUGUCCCAUGUAAGGUGUAACAGCCGAAGAUCAUAGAUUCUACAUGAAAUUUGCAACAAUAAAUUUCCAGUAAAAUUUUCUUAUAUAGACCUUAGUUUUCGAGAGAUAUAGAUUUUUCUAUAUUUUUCAAAAACUAUCAGUCAAAAUCUAAUUCUAGGUAUAUGGUUGAAAACAGGAAGAAAUUUUCAAAAAUAUUCAUAUAAUUUGUUUCUUUGUUUAACGUUUUUGAACUUUUUAUCAGCGUUCAAAAACGGUUUGAAAUUUGGCUUUGAACUCGAUGAAUGUACUUUUUUCAACUUUGAUUCCUCAUAAAAAGUUCAAAAACGUUAAACAAAGGAACAAAUCAUAAGAAUUUUAUUGGGAAUUUCUUCCUCUUUCCAAACAUAUCCUCAGAAUAAUUAUAUUUCGACUAAUUGUUUCCUAAUUAUUGAUACUUUUCAAUCUCGAAAACUAAGGUCGAUAUAAGAGAAUUUUGCUGGACAUUUUUUGUUGGACACAUGGUUUUCGGAUGUUACACAUUUCGAGGGACAUUCUGUAUAUAUUUGAAUUUCGAUACUAAAUACUAACCAGUCUUAGUGUCCUCAAGAGGCCUCUUCUUGUGAGUUGGCACAAUAUGUCCCCCAGUCGGCUUGAUAGCACCCAUCGACAGCGACUUCCUCGGUGGACCAGCUGCUCCCCCUCCCUCGCCAUCCAUCUGAUCGUCGGUGGCGACUCCACCGCCUCCACCACCUCCGCCCCUUGGCCAGGCGAACUGGAGGCGGUACUCGGUGCUGAUGCGGUUCACGGCUGACUUGAACACACCCGCAGUUGAACUGCACUGGUUGUUGUUGUCUGGCAAGUAGGCGAUCAUCUAAAACACCACAAUCGUCAUAAUUAACCAAAAUGUUAACUCAGAUCAUAUCAUCAUUAGAACUCAAUAAAUAAUAAUGAAUGAAAAAGCA
Messenger RNA from Nilaparvata lugens (brown planthopper), 1325 nucleotides. Its product is annotated as BTB/POZ and MATH domain-containing protein 3-like. Gene Ontology annotation, cellular component: cytosol; P-body. Bases 18 to 404 code for a protein of 128 amino acids. The record is from RefSeq and is a predicted model, not a curated record. Gene Ontology annotation, molecular function: protein binding. NCBI's taxonomy places the organism in Eukaryota, Metazoa, Arthropoda, Insecta, Hemiptera, Delphacidae. Gene Ontology annotation, biological process: neurogenesis. The transcript is spliced from 2 exons.